CAAAUGCAAAAAAAGCAGACAACAAGAAUAUCGACAACAACAACAACAACAACAAAGUAUUAAACUGCGGUGUUUGGCGUUUAUGCAUAUUCUUCAAAAUUCUAAAUUUCAACGAAGAAGAAAGCGUGUAAAACUUAAAGAAAAUCAACUACGAAAUCUCGGCGAAUCGAUAAGCAACUUAGCAAAAAGUCUAUCGACAACACCAACAACAACAAGAAUCACACGCUACAACUCUGGCAGCGCUCUCCGGCUAUUGAAAACAAAACAUUCUCUCUCUCGCACACACACACACACACACACACACACUCACGGGCACUCUCUCUCAAAAGCAAACUUGACGAAAUAUUUGCAACCAACUGGACCAAUUACAUUUUUAUCGAUAACACAUUAAGAUAAACGAUAUAAAAGCAAACAAGAAGAAGCAGCAUAAAAAAUGAUCACAAUUUGAACAAUUUCUUUGGGCAACAAUUCUUUCGAGCUCGAAACAAAAGAACAAAACACAAAAGUCACAAAAAAACAAUAACCAAAAACCAAAAGCAAGAAAACAUUAAAAAACGGUUAUUUUUCGGACAGCAGUGUUGUACAACGUGCUACGCAACAGUUUUCGGAGUGCAAAAAGUGAAAAAAAAAAAGAAAUUCAAAUAAAAUCAAGCAAAAUAAGGCGAAUCAAGCAUCAAAUAAAAACAAAUUCAAACCAAAAGCGACAUAAUUAACCACAAGAACAACAACAACAACAACAACGUCAACAGCAAACGCAACAACAACAACAACAACCAACGACGACGGCCCAAAAACAACAACAAAAAAACAAAUCAAUUGAAAAUUGAAACUUAUGGAUUGCUGGACGGGUAACGCCCGACUGGCGAGUGUUUUAGUUUAAGCAGCGUAAGCUGUCACCGACAUGGGCAGUGAGCAAUACUGCUUGAGGUGGAACAAUCAUCAAUCCAACCUGUUAGGGGUGUUUAGUCAAUUAUUACAGGACGGGAGCCUGGUGGACGUUACAUUAGCUUGUUCAGGGGGCCCAUCCAUCAGAGCCCAUAAGGUGGUCCUCUCGGCCUGCUCCUCGUAUUUCCAGAGCCUGUUUCUGCAGCACUCCGAUCCACAUCCAAUUGUGAUACUGAAGGACGUCCGUUUUGCCGAGCUGCAAACUCUAGUUGAAUUCAUGUACAAGGGCGAAGUGAACGUGCAAUAUUGUCAGUUGCCAGCGCUGCUCAAGACGGCCGAAUCACUCAAGGUUAAAGGCCUAGCCGAGAUGACAAAUCAGAAUACGACGCUGCGGGAGCCCGAACGGGAACCGGAUCGUCUGCGUCCCCAUUCGCAGGCCAGCGGCGGCGCAGGCGCCAGCAAGGCGGCCGACAGUCCAGCGGCUGCGGCCCUGGAUGCCACAGCAGCAGCGUCCGCACCCAGCUCAACAACAGCGACAACAGCAGCAGCAGCAGCGGCGGCAGCGGCAGCGGCAGCAGCUGCGGACAACAUAGCGACAGCAGCUGCUUCCACAAGCAGCAGUACAGCAGCAGCAGCAGCAGCAGCGGCAGCAGGAGCGGCAACAACAACAGCAGCAACAACAGCAACAGCAGCAACAACAACAACCACAGCAACAACAGCCGGAUCGGGCUCAACGCCAGCGACCUCAGCGACUGAGGCGUCGGCGUCGGCGACGUCAGCGUCAAAGCGUGAGGCAAGCGAACGCUGCAGCCCAACGCCGCCGAAGCGGCCAGCGAGCAGCAGCACAGCGGCCAUUGAGCUGCUGGAGGAUGAGGACGAUGAGGAUGACGAUGAUGAUGAUGAUGAGGAGGAGGAAGAGCUGCUGGAGGAGGAGCUGGAGGAGGAAACACCUAUGCCGCUAGAUCUCUAUCAAAGACCCGCCGUCGCGUCCGCUGAGCCACAGGCUAUGCCGCCAGAGAGCGCCGCGAGCAGCCACAACAACAACAACAACAACAACAAUAACAACAACAGCAGCAGCAAUAGCAACAACAACAACAACAGCCACAACAACAACAACAGCAGCAACAACAACAACAAUAACAACAGCAGCAGCAACAACCAAAUGAAGGCCACAUGCUCCUCCUCAACCGCAGGAUCACCCAGCGGCAGCAACGGCGACUGCGCCGCAAACGCAACGCCCGAGCCGAGCAGCCAUGUCGUGGCCGUCGACGAUGAUGACGAUGACGAUGAGCCGAACGACAACGACAAUGAUAUGGAUGAUACCGACGAGCAUGUGGUUGUUGUGGAUCGCUCCAGCGCGGCAGCAGCAGCAGCAGCGCGUGAUAUUGCGCAACGCAUCGCGCAUCAUAGCGCGCGGCGGGCGCAUGGCGAGGACGAGGAUGAGGACGACGAAGAGGAUGAUGAUAUGGAGCUGCCGGCGGCGCACGAGACGCUGCUGCACUCGCCAGGCGGCGUUGUUGUCGGCGGUCUGCAGCCGAAGACCGAAGUGCUCGACGACGAAUACGACGACGAAAUGGAUCUGGACGAUGACGAUGAGGCGGACAACAGCAGCAACGAUAUGGGCCUCAACAUGAAGAUGAGCAGCGGCGGUGUCGAUCUCUCCACGGGCUCCACCGUUAUACCAUCGCCGCUGAUGACCAUGCCCUCAUCGUCGGCAGCAGCAGCCGCGGCAGCCGCAGCCGCCGCAGCGGCCGCUAUGGAAUCGGCCCGCUCCACGCCCGGCGCCGGCGCCUCCGAUCUAAGUCUAUCGAUGGCACAGUCGGGGCAUCCAGCGUCGCGUUCAUCCCGCGACGGCAGCAACGUCGCCGACGGACGCUCCAGCAGCCUAAUGAAUCCCGGCUCCGUAGCCGGUCUCUUGCCAGUGCAAUCGGUGCCAUUGAGCCUCAAGAAAGAGAUCGAUUGCAGUGAGGAUGAUAACAGCAGUCACAGUAGACACAUGCAACCGCGUUCGGCAUCAGCUGGCGGCGGACUGGGCGGCGACCUUGACUACCGCGCCUCGCACGAGUCGCUGCUGCGCAACUUUGGCUCACCGAUGAGCGCAAUGACCGCCAACCGGUGCCCCACACCGUUCGCGUUUCCGUUCUCGCCGCUCGGCCUGAGCCUAUUCGACAUUGAUCCGUCCAGAAUACUGAACCUGCUGCACCACCAGACCUGGCUGGCCGAAGAGGCAUUGCGUACGCGCGGCCUGCUGAGCGCACCCAAGGAUUUUCCUCAUCGCUUUACCACGCUAAGCGAUCUGCUUACCAAGGACUAUCAGCCAACUGGUGCCGGCUACGCGGCCAAGCAGCCACAGUCCACAACGAACCGUUCCAGCGAUGCACAGUACAAACAGCAACAGCAGCAGCAGCAACAGCCACAACAACAACAACAACAACAACAGCAGCAGCAAUCGCAGCAGCAGCAGCAGCCGCAGCCUCAUGCCGCCUUUGGUAUGCGCUAUGCCACGCCCACAGGCUUUUUUGCCCAAUCGAAAAGCGGAAAAUCCGCAGGCGCUCCCUCGCCCCAGCAAAUGGCCAGCUCGUCGAACAUGGCAGCGGAAUCGCAGCUGGACAGCCAAGCGGCGGACAACGAUGAUGUGACCAUUGUGGAGCUGGGCAGCGAGCGCAGCGUGGUCACGCCCAACAGCAGUGCCCUGCUCUACAAGGAGUCGCUGGAGCAGCUAUUGGCCCAACAGCAGCAGCAUCAGCAACAGCAGCAGCAGCAGCAACAGCAGCAGCGAAGGCGCGCAGCCAACAACAGCACGCCAAGUGCGGGAACUGCAGCUGGAGCUGGAGCCGUGGUUGGGGCUGGAGGCGUCAUUGUGGAUGCGAGUGGCUUGCGGCAGUAUACGCAGCUGCUGCUGUCCGGCGCCGGCACGCCAGUUAGCUGCACGGACACGUCGAGCAGCUGCAAGGAGAAGAGCUCCUCGUCGUCUACCUCAUCGACGCCGCCGCCAAGCGGCGCUCUGCUCGCCCAGCAUCAGCAGCUGAGCCAAAUGCUGAAGAGUCCAUCGGACACGUGCUCCUCGCUGUUCAGCGAGCCCAUCGAGGAGGAGACACGCUGUGUCGUUUGCAAUGCCCACUUCCCGAAUGUCUGGCUGCUGGAGCAGCAUGCGGCACUGCAGCAUCCGCACAUUGGGCCCGGCGAGGAGAAGCCCUUCAUAUGCGAGCAGUGCGGCCAGUCGUAUCGCUAUCGCAGCGCCUAUGCCAAGCACAAGGAGCAGAACCAUCGCGCCCGCCUCCCCGCCGACAAGCUCUUCACCUGCGACGUGUGCGGCAUGCAGUUCCGCUAUCUCAAGAGCUUUAAGAAGCAUCGCCUCAAUCAUGCGCUCGAGCGCCUCCAUGGCAAGAAAAGCAUUGGCGCCGGUGUCGGCGUCGGUGUCGGCGUCGGCGUUGGCGUUAACGUGGGCGUGGCAGCGGCACGCAUGAUUAGCGGCACAGCGUCAUCGGCAGCAACAUCCGCACAGCUGGAUCAGGAUGUGGUGACCAGCUCGCAGGAGCCGAUGCUCGCCGACGAGGGCGAGGACCUGCGCAUCAACGUAAAGCGCGAGGGCGACGAGUCAGCCGCUGCCGGCCAGCAGGAGGCCGCCAGCGAGGAGCACGAACAGGACAACACAAUCGAUUCGGCCGGCAUCACGAUGCUCUACAAUGACAACAACUCAUCGGCUUCGGCCUCCACCAGCGCCACGGAGCCGAAUAUCAGCAGCUCGGACGGCAUACAUAGUACAAACAAGCGGUCACGCCUGUUGAACAGCGCACACCACUUGGAAACGGAUCCCUCCUAUCAUCAUCAGCAACACCAUCAACAUCAUCAACAACAACACCAUCACCACCAACAGCAGCAGUCGCAGUCGCAGUCACAGCAGCUGCCUCCACAUCUGGCGCACGUCUCACUGCCAAUGGCCAGCGCCGCCGCCGGGUCAUCCUCGGCCGCGGCAGCCGCUGCGGCUGCUGCAGCCGGUUGCAAUACCAGCCCCAGCGCUGGCACAGCUAGCACUGCCAACAGCGGCGUGGGCGGGAGCGGCAUCAGUUCGCUUAGUUCGCUGACAUCGCUGAUCAACGCGGAACGCAUACCCAAUGAGCAGUUCCUGGGCCUCAAUCCGCAGGAGGCUUCAAUACUCAAUUUUUUGCGAGUCGAUGCCGCCGAGCGACAGCGGGACAAGCGACCCGCCACCUCGCGCUUCGCCUGCCCCUUUUGCGGCAAGUGCGUGCGCUCCAAGGAGAACCUCAAGCUGCACGUGCGCAAACACACCGGCGAGCGUCCGUUCGUCUGCCUGUUCUGCGGUCGCGCCUUUGGCGGCAAGUCGGACCUGACCCGCCAUCUGCGCAUCCACACCGGCGAGCGGCCGUAUCACUGCGAGUCUUGCGGCAAGUGCUUCGCCCGGGCGGAUUAUCUAUCCAAGCAUUUGACCACCCACAUACACAAUGCGCCGCGCUGAGAUGAGGCGCGUAGGAGGCGUCUCCUACGCAGAUAAGCCAACAAACACACACCCACACACACCCACACACACGCACACGCACACAUACACUACACAGACAACACACUCAAACACCCAAGAGGCAUACAUUACAGGAAACAUAUGCAAAUUUAUGUAUAGAUCUAUUAUUACUACCAUUAUUAUUAGAAUUACAAUAUGAGAAGGCAA
Molecule: messenger RNA, 5569 nt
Organism: Drosophila montana
Lineage: Eukaryota; Metazoa; Arthropoda; Insecta; Diptera; Drosophilidae
Gene: mamo
Product: maternal gene required for meiosis
Exons: 10
Coding region: 902-5362 (1486 amino acids)
Biological process (GO): regulation of transcription by RNA polymerase II
Cellular component (GO): nucleus
Molecular function (GO): protein binding
Source: RefSeq, a predicted model, not a curated record